ACACUCCUUCUGAACAUCUGGGGAUUUUUCUCUUCUAUCAGGGUGAUCUACAGAAGAAAAAAAAACCCAAAUCGCCGCAGGAUCCCAGUCUGUGGCCACACUAUUAUCCAGUAUUAUAAGUCUCUAUCUACCACAGACCACAAACAAUGAAACUGCUUCUGUCCUGUAUUCUCCUGACAGUCGGACUGGUCACUGGGUACCGCAGUCGUCUGAAUGACUUCCAGCGCUCUGAGGGCAGAGAACUGGUUCCUACCUCCUGGAACUCAGCACGAGUGUUGCUGUUACAGGGCCUGAACCUGGAGGAGUGUGCCUUACGCUGCGCACAGUCACUGGACUGCAGAGCGUUUAACUAUGAGACACGUCCGACUGUCACCUGUAAGCAUCUGCCCUGGGUGGGUGAUGGCAGCAACGCAGAGGUGAAGAGAAAUGUAAACUGUGACCUUUACGAGAAGAAGGUCUAUGUCAGAAAGUGCAUCGUGGGGAAAGGGGAAGACUACCGAGGGAAGGUUUUCACCACAAACAGCGGCCUCACCUGCCAACAGUGGUGGUCCAAGUUUCCUCAUGAUCACAGGUGGACUCCCACAGCUGCUAAUGGCCUGGAGUUGAACUAUUGCAGGAAUCCAGAUGGGGAUCGAAUAGGUCCCUGGUGCUACACCACGGAUCCUGAGCGACGCUAUGAAAGCUGCAACAUUCCCCAGUGCAAAGAUGAGGUAUGUAUCACAUGUAAUGGAGAGGACUACAGAGGCCAGGUCGACCACACGGUGAGUGGCAGGGAGUGUCAGAGAUGGGACCAGCAGUACCCCCACCAGCACAUCUACCAGCCUGAAAAGUAUCCCGAUAAGAGUUUAGAUGACAACUACUGCCGUAACCCUGACGCCUCUCCGGUGCCCUGGUGUUACACAACAGACCCUGAGGUGGAGAGAGAGAAUUGCGAGAUCAGCAAGUGCACUGAGGUUCGCAUUGAGAAGCGCUCCAGCUUCACCACCAACUGUUUCCGCAGCCGUGGGGAGGAUUACCGUGGUAAAGUCAACGAGACAACAUCGGGUAUCCCCUGCCAGCGGUGGGACGCCCAGUAUCCUCAUGAGCAUCCCUUCUACCCAAACACAUAUGAAUGCAAGGGUUUGGAGGAGAACUACUGUCGUAAUCCAGAUGGGUCGGAGGCUCCCUGGUGCUUCACAUCUGUGCCAGAGAUGAGGACUGCUCUCUGCCUACAGAUCAAACGCUGUGCAGACGACAUAGAAGCAGAGGAUUGCUACCAUGAAAAUGGAAGAAACUACAGAGGAAUGGUCCGAAAAACCCGUAAGGGGAUCACCUGCCAGAAAUGGAACGUUAAUACACCUCACCGCACCAAGAUAAACCCGAGGACCCAUCCUGAGGCCAAUCUGACACAGAACUACUGUCGUAACCCAGAUGGGGACCAGCAUGGACCCUGGUGCUACACCACUGACCCCAAAACUGAGUUCGACUACUGUGCCAUCAAACAGUGUGCUGGAGAGAAAGUGUCCCUGACUGAAUCAGUAGAGCCAGCUGAUUUUAGUGAGUGCGGGAAGAGAGAGGACCGUGCCCAGAGCACGAGGUUGCGUAUCGUGAAUGGGAUUCCUGGAAACUCGCCGUGGACAGUGAGUCUCAGGGACAGGAAAGGAAACCAUUUCUGUGGAGGAUCCCUGGUUAACCCCAGAUGGGUGAUCAGCACCAAGCAGUGUUUCUCCUCUUGCUACGUGGACCUGCCCGGGUACUCGGCCAUGAUGGGGACACUGUUUCGUGAUCCACAAGAAGGAGAGCCCGGUGUACAAACCAUCCCUCUAACUAAGAUCGUCUGCGGGCCCUCAGAGUCUCAGUUGGUCAUGCUACAACUGGAAUACCCUGCCCAGUUUAAUGAGCGUGUCUCUCAGAUCUGCCUCCCUCCUGAGCGCUACAUUGUAGCUGAGAGGACGACCUGUGAGAUCGCAGGAUGGGGUGAGACGAGAGGGACUGGAGAUGAGACUAUCCUUAACGUGGCCCACAUACCAGUUCUUAGUAACAAGGAAUGCAACAAAUACUUCAGAGGUCGUGUUCGUGAGAAUGAGAUGUGCACAAGCUCUUUCCAGGGUGGCGUAGGUGCCUGUGAGAGAGACUAUGGCGGCCCUUUGGCGUGUCAGAACAGGGAAUGCUGGGUACUCGAGGGUGUGAUCAUCCCCAUGAGGCGCUGUGGACAUGCGGGACAGCCCAACAUCUUCAUCCGCGUCUCUGUCUAUGUGGACUGGAUCAAGAAGGUCAUGGAGAUGGCUUAAAGACGGGUACCGCCAUCCAACAAGGGACUGAUCAAAUCCACUUUUAAACUCCUCUGGAGCAGUUAUUCAGUUGACCAUUUACAUUUUUGUUCUUCUCAGAUAUUUCUUUUACAAUUAAAAAAUAUAAAUAAUA
Messenger RNA from Seriola aureovittata, 2403 nucleotides. It is a transcript of the gene mst1, whose product is annotated as macrophage stimulating 1. Bases 147 to 2270 code for a protein of 707 amino acids. The record is from RefSeq and is a predicted model, not a curated record. Lineage: Eukaryota; Metazoa; Chordata; Actinopteri; Carangiformes; Carangidae. Gene Ontology annotation, biological process: proteolysis; regulation of receptor signaling pathway via JAK-STAT. The transcript is spliced from 18 exons. Gene Ontology annotation, molecular function: serine-type endopeptidase activity; receptor tyrosine kinase binding.